Messenger RNA from Helianthus annuus (common sunflower), 1701 nucleotides. RefSeq names its product UDP-glycosyltransferase 75C1. The record is from RefSeq and is a predicted model, not a curated record. The transcript has a single exon. NCBI's taxonomy places the organism in Eukaryota, Viridiplantae, Streptophyta, Magnoliopsida, Asterales, Asteraceae. Gene Ontology annotation, molecular function: UDP-glycosyltransferase activity. The coding region runs from base 76 to 1503 and encodes 475 amino acids.
UUCUCUUCACUUAAUCAAACUUUAAGUCUUACAAACCCAUAGUCGACUGAGCUGUGAUUUAACCAUACAAAGAUUAUGGCUCAAACUCAGCCUCACUUCCUCUUGAUAACCUAUCCAGCCCAAGGACACAUCAACCCGGCUCUCCAGUUCGCUAAACAACUCACCCGGUUAGAUGUCAAACUCACCUUCGCCACCACCGUCAAUGCCUACCGUCGCAUGGGCAAAGCUAGCAAGGUUCCCGAGAACAUCAACUUUGUGGUUUAUUCAGACGGCUAUGAUGAUGGUUUCAAGCCCGGUUCUGAUGAUGCCAACCUCUUCUUGGCUCAGUUUAGGAGUGAAGGAGCCCGGUGCUUGAAAGAAACCAUACUUUCUUGUGCUGAAAAUGGCACCCCGGUCAAUUGUUUGGUGUACACCUUCCUCCUCCCUUGGGCUGCAGAGGUGGCGACUGAUUGUAACGUGCCAUCAGCCCUUCUUUGGAUCCAACCAGCAUCGGUGUUUCGGGUGUAUUAUUAUUAUUAUUCCAAAGGGUAUGAAAAACUCAUUGGAGAAGAUUGCAAUAAGCCAUCAUGGUCCGUUGAAAUACCAGGGUUACCAUUGCUAAAAAGUUGUGACCUCCCAUCAUUUUGUCUCCCUUCAAACACUUACGAUAACAUAGUAUCUUUAUUUAAGGAACUCCUACAUAGGCUGAAUUUGAUAGGAAACCCUAAAAUACUAGUGAAUACUUUUGAUGCAUUGGAAGAAGAAGCCAUCAAAGAGAUUGAUGGCAAGAUAAAUAUGGUCGGUGUAGGGCCGUUGAUUCCGUCCGCUUUCUUGGAUGGAAUGGAUCCUUUGGACCGAUCUUUUGGUGGAGAUUUGUUUGAACCAUCACAUUCACAUAACUAUUUGGAAUGGAUGAACACAAAACCAGAAGGGUCUAUUGUUUACAUAUCUUUUGGUACCCUCGUAGUGUGGUCAAAGAAACAAAAGGAGGCAAUGGCUCAUGGUUUGUUGGAGAGCAAAAAGCCAUUUCUAUGGGUGAUCAAGGAUAAAGAAGGAGAAGAUGCAGAAGAGGAAAUAAGUUGCAUGAAAGAAUUGAAACAGUUAGGGUUAAUGGUUCCUUGGUGCAGUCAACUAGAGGUGCUUUCACACCCUUCUUUAGGUUGUUUUGUGACACAUUGUGGGUGGAAUUCGACACUCGAGAGUAUGGCUUGUGGGGUUCCGGUGGUGGCAGUUCCGAACUGGUCUGAUCAGUCGACGAAUGCGAAGCUUCUUGAAGACGUAUGGGGGACAGGAGUCAGGGUGAUUAGAGAUGAAGAUGGAGUUGUUGAAGGAGAAGAGAUUAGAAGGUGCAUUGAAAUGGUUCUGGGAGGACAUGAAAGAGGAGAAACAAUGAGAAUGAAUGCUAAGAAGUGGAAGGAAUUUGCAAGAGCGGCUAUGAAAGAAGGUGGAUCUUCUUAUAUGAAUCUCAAGGCUUUUGUUGAAGAAGUUGGAAGUUAUACUCAAGCAGGGGCGGAUGUAGCAUGAAUUACCGGAUUUUCAGGAUCCACUCCGUUUGAAAAUUUUAAUGAAAACCUAAAUAGAAUUUUAAGUAAAAAUCUAUAUAGAAACCCACUGAAAAAAAUUAUUGGAUCCGUCGCUGUAUCAAAACACUGUGAAAAGUGGUGAUUCCUACUAUAGAAUCCGAAUCAUAAUUAAUUUGGUUAUGCUAUUUGAUUGUUUUAA